Messenger RNA from Xyrauchen texanus (razorback sucker), 1392 nucleotides. Its product is annotated as E3 ubiquitin-protein ligase TRIM39-like. The record is from RefSeq and is a predicted model, not a curated record. The transcript has 6 exons. The coding region runs from base 1 to 1392 and encodes 463 amino acids. Lineage: Eukaryota; Metazoa; Chordata; Actinopteri; Cypriniformes; Catostomidae. Gene Ontology annotation, molecular function: protein binding; zinc ion binding.
AUGGCGUCUACAUCUUUUUCUGAGGAGGAUUUCUCUUGUCCUGUGUGCUGUGAUGUUUUUAAAAAUCCUGUUCUUCUGUCCUGUAGUCACAGUGUGUGUGAAGAGUGUAUUCAGAAGUUUUGGAAAAGUAAAAGAUUGAAAGAAUGUCCAGUUUGCAGAAGAAGAUCAUCAAAGGAUCAUCCUCCAUUAAAUCGGGGUUUGAAGAAUCUGUGUGAGACUUUCUUACAGGAGAAAAGUCAAAGAUCUUCUUCAGGAUGUGAAGCAGUCUGCAGUCUUCAUGAAGAGAAACUCAAACUCUUCUGUCUCGAUGAUCAACAGCCGGUGUGUUUGGUGUGUCGAGAUUCCAGAACACACAAAAAACAAAAUUUCUGUCCUGUAGAUGAAGCUGAGAAACUCAAAACUGCACUAAAACCCUUACAGGAGAAACUGAGAAUAUUUGAGGAGUUUAAACAGAAUUUGGAUCAAACUGCAGAACAUAUUAAGUUUCAGGCUCGACACACAGAGAGGAAGAUUAAUGAGGAGUUUGAGAAACUUCACCAGUUUCUACAUGAUGAAGAGGCAGCCAGAAUAACAGCACUGAGAGAGGAAGAGGAGCAGAAGAGUCAGAUGAUGAAGGAGAAGAUUGAGAAGAUGAGCAGACAGAUUUCAUCUCUUUCACACACAAUCAGAGUCAUAGAGGAGCAGAUGACAGCUGAAGAUCUUUCAUUCCUACAGAACUUGAAGAGCACAGUGGAAAGAACCCAGUGUACACCAGCAGAUCCAGAGAACAUUUCAGGAGUUCUGAUCAAUGUCCCAAAACAUCUGAGCAACCUGAAGUUCACUGUGAUACGGAAGAUGCAGGAAAAUGUUCAAUACACUCCAGUGACUUUGGACCCCAACACUGCUCACAGUAAUCUCAUCGUGUCUGAUGAUCUGAUCAGUGUGAGACUCAGUGAAGAGAAACAGCUGCUUCCUGAUAAUACUGAGAGAUUUGAUAUGUCUCUGUCUGUUUUGGGUUCAGAGGGUUUUAAUUCAGGGAUUCACUGUUGGGAUGUUCAGGUUGGAGACUGUACACGCUGGUGUUUGGGUGUGAUGACAGAAUCUGCUCAGAGGAAGAAGCAAAUAUUCUCCAGGAGUGGAUUCUGGUGUGUGUGGUUUAAUGAUGGUAAAUAUGAUGCAUUCAUUUCACCUGAUCAAACAUCUCGUGUCUCAGUGAAAGAGAAACUCCAGAGAAUCAGAGUUCAGCUGGACUGUUACAGAGGAAAACUGUCAUUCUCUGAUCCUCUCACUAACACACACAUACACACUUUCACACACACGUUUACUGAGAGAAUAUUUCCAUUGUUCGUUGUUAAAUGUAAAAUUUCUCCUCUGAUGAUCUUACCAGUGAACUCCUCUGAAAAAAAGACUUAA